This is a messenger RNA of Phycodurus eques (leafy seadragon), 9853 nucleotides long. RefSeq names its product LPS-responsive vesicle trafficking, beach and anchor containing (gene lrba). Lineage: Eukaryota; Metazoa; Chordata; Actinopteri; Syngnathiformes; Syngnathidae. Gene Ontology annotation, cellular component: cytosol; membrane. The record is from RefSeq and is a predicted model, not a curated record. Gene Ontology annotation, molecular function: protein kinase binding. Gene Ontology annotation, biological process: intracellular protein localization.
ACUGUCAUGGCGGUGACGGUCUGAAAGCUACCGGGGAGUAAAUCAGGAAGCGAAGGCGGUCGCAGCGAGCAGCCGGGCGAACGCUUCACUCUCUUUGGCCGAGCUUGAGUGCACUUUCCCGGUUCGACGAGGCGAGCGGACCCCCGCCCCCCGCCUCCCGCCUCCCUUUGUGUGGUGUUUCAGUCGGCGUGUGUACGAGCGUUGAGAGUUUGGCACAGCUACCUGUCAAGUGUGCGGACUCCAUGACAAUAGCAACUUCCGCCGGUUGUAAAAGUGGACCUUUUUGGACGCUUUUCGAGGAAGCGAGCGUCGGGGAAAGGCUGGCCGUGCUUCUACCUGCCUCCCCGGACCCUUUCACCUCACCUACUCGCCCUCUUCAUUUUUCUUCGGACGGCAUUAAUCCGCCUGCGGGCUAUCAAGUUACGAACUAAAAGAAGAGGAGUAGUUCGCGGAGGCAUUUGCCACGGCGGAGCGACACUCUUGGUACUUUAUUGGACUUUACUUAUCGUGAAUGGCAAGGGACGUACUCUUGCUUAUGUGCCUGUAGAUUGCCACCAACGAACCCGGAGGGACAUUAAAGAGAACCUCCCUCUACCUUCCCUUCUCCCCCCCCCCCCUUUGACUUGCCACCGCCGCCAUUGGAGGCGAACAGGUGGCUUUACCUGUGGACGCCACCUGUUCUCCGGUACCCACCUUGAGCAAUGGCGAGCGAGGAGACCACGCCGCUCAACCCCGCCGUGCCCAUUCGAGGCAUCAGGAUGAAAUUCGCCGUGCUGGCCGGCCUCAUGGAAGUUGGGGAAGUUUCCAAUCGAGACCUCGUGGAGACCGUGUUCAACCUGCUGGUUGGCGGCCAGUUUGACCUGGAGAUGAACUUUAUCAUUCAGGAGCCAGAGAGCAUCGUGUGUAUGGUGGAGCUCUUGGACAAGUGCGAACCCACCUGUCAGGCCGAGGUAUGGAGCAUCUUCACCGCCAUCCUCAAGAAGAGCGUGCGCAAUCUGCAGGCGUGCACCGACGUGGGCCUCAUUCAGGUGGUGCUUCAUCGAAUCUCCAACACCGACAGCAUGAUCGCAGAUCUGCUGGUAGACAUGCUGGGCGUGCUGGCCAGCUAUAGCAUCACGGUCAAAGAGCUGAAACUGUUCUUCAGCAAACUGCAAGGGGAGAAGGGCCAGUGGCCUCGACAUGCUGUGAAACUUUUGUCAGUCCUGAAGUACAUGGCUCAGAGGAACGGCCCAGACUCCUUCUUCAGCUUUCCUGGCAAAAAUGCAGCGGCGAUAGCGCUACCGCCCAUCGCAAAAUGGCCGUAUCAGAAUGGCUUUACGUUCCAUACGUGGCUCCGCAUGGAUCCUCUCAACAACAUCAAUGUGGAUAAAGACAAACCUUACCUCUACUGUUUUCGCACCAGUAAAGGCCUAGGCUACUCGGCACACUUUGUGGGCGGUUGCUUGAUAGUGACCUCGUUGAAAACAAAGGGGAAAGGAUUCCAGCACUGCGUGAAGUACGACUUCAAACCUCAGAAGUGGUACAUGGUGACGCUGGUGCACGUCUACAACCGCUGGAAAAACAGCGAAAUUAGCUGCUACGUCAACGAUGAGCUGGUGUCCUUCGGAGAGAUCGCCUGGUUUGUCAACACCAGUGACACGUUCGACAAGUGCUUCCUAGGCUCGUCCGAGACGGCUGACGCCAACCGGGUCUUUUGCGGCCAGAUGGGCGCCGUCUACUUAUUCGGAGAAGCCCUUAAUGCUGCGCAAAUCCUGGCCAUCUACCAGCUGGGCCCAGGGUACCAGGGCACGUUCAAGCACAAGGCCGAAAGCGACCUGUUGUUUGCCGAGCACCACAAGACGCUGCUGUACGAUGGCAAGCUGUCUGCCGCCAUCGCCUUCGCGUACAACCCCCGUGCCACUGACGCCCAGCUCUGCCUCGAAUCCUCCCCCAAGGACAACGCCUCCAUUUUUGUGCAUUCCCCGCACGCACUCAUGCUCCAGGAUGUGAAAGCGGUGGUGACUCACUCGGUUCAGAGUGGCAUUCACUCCAUCGGUGGUGUGCAGGUUCUCUUCCCCCUCUUUGCGCAGCUUGACUUCUACCAGCCCUCCAACCACGAGCUGGACACCUCUGUCUGCUGCACUCUGCUGUCUUUUGUGAUGGAGCUGCUGAAGAACUCUGUGGCCAUGCAAGAGCAGGUCCUGGCCUGCAAAGGCUUCUUGGUCAUCGGAUACACUUUAGAGAAGUCAUCCAAGGUGCACGUGACGCGGGCCGUCCUGGACAUCGUACUGGCCUUCUCCAGAUACCUGAGCAACUUGCAGAAUGGCAUCCUGCUGCUCAAGCAACUGUGCGACCACAUUCUGUUUAACCCUGCCAUCUGGAUCCAUGCCCCCGCCAAGGUGCAGCUGACUCUGUACACGUACCUGGCCACCGAGUUCAUCAGCACCGUCACCAUCUACAACGCCAUCCGCCGGGUGGGCACCGUGCUGCAGGUCAUGCACACGCUCAAGUACUACUACUGGGUGGUCAACCCGCAGGACCGUAGCGGCGUCGUGCCCAAAGGCCUCGAUGGUUCGAGGCCGAAGGAAAUGCUGUCUUUGCGAGCCUUUCUGCUUUUGUUUGUCAAGCAGCUUAUAAUGAAGGACCACGGUGUGAAGGAGGACGAGCUCCAGAGCAUCCUCAAUUAUCUCCUCACCAUGCACGAGGAUGACAACCUCAUGGAUGUGCUGCAGUUGCUGGUGGCACUGAUGUCUGAGCACCCUGGAUCCAUGGUGCAGGCCUUUGACCAGCGUAACGGAAUUCGUGUGAUUUACAAGCUUCUAGCGUCCAAAAGUGAAGGGAUAAGAGUGCAGACGCUCAAAGUGUUGGGAUACUUCCUCAGACAUUUGACACCCAAGAGGAAAUCUGAGGUCAUGCAGAGUCAUGGUCUCUUUUCCCUGCUCACGGAACGCCUGACGCUCCACUCGGCCCAGUUCUCCAUGACCACCUACAACGUGCUCUUUGAGUUCCUCACCGAGCAGAUCUGCACACAAGUGAUCCAUAAACAGCAUCCGGAUCCCGACUCCACCGUGAAGAUCAUCAACCCACAGAUCCUGAAGGUUAUUGCCGCCUUGCUGAAGAGCUCCCCGCUGUCGCCAGAGAGCAUGGAGGUGCGCAAGGUUUUCUUGUCAGACAUGAUCAAGCUGUUCAACAACAGCCGAGAGAACCGCAGGAGUCUGCUGCAGUGCUCUGUGUGGCAGGACUGGAUGCUGUCGCUGUCCUUCAUCAGCCCGCGCAACAGUGAGGAGCAGAAAGUCACCGAGAUGGUGUAUGCUGUCUUCCGCAUCCUGCUCUACCAUGCCGUCAAGUACGAGUGGGGCGGCUGGCGCGUCUGGGUGGACACCCUGUCCAUCACCCACGCCAAGGUCACCUUCGAGCAGCACAAGGAGCACCUGUCCCACAUGUUUCGCCAGUACCAACGCCAGGAAUCCGCCAGUUCUCUCUGCACCAUCAGAACCGUCUCCGGAGUUAGCCAGAGCUCUGAGACCACCGACUGUACCAAUGGCCCCCCCUCUACUGUCAUAAAGCUCACAGUGGAUGAACCCUUCGCUGACACAUCUGAUCCGCUGAAGGCGUCCAUCACUGUGUCCCAAGAGGUGGUGGAGGAUGAGCAGAGACUGGCUCAGGAGGCUUCUGAAGAAGAUGCUUGGAUUCCAACCCAAAACUUAGAAGAACAGUGUGGAAAAACAAGCGAGCAGGAACCAGUAAUUGAGACUGAGAAGGCAGAUCAUUUACCAGAGCCACCUCAGAGUGAAGUUCCUGUAACAGUUGAGGGAGAAGUUGCUAAAGACAAAGACUCUACGAAAGAAGGAGCUGCCGAAGAGGAGCCCAAGAACGACCAUCCGUCUCCCGAGUUGGCAGCCCCUCUGGACAACAGCUUGCUUGGUGGUGCCUCAGUCUUCAACGAAGACUUGGUGGACGUGUCCUCCGCCAGCGACCCCGUUGACUACAGCCAAGAGGAGUUGUUGUACGCCUCUGCUGCAACUGAAGAGGAUGCAGUGGAAAAAAACGGAGGCCGUGACAUGAAGCAGGAAGUUUGUGAGAUGCUGGAAGUUGCUUUAGAAGAAAACAAUGAAGAAACCGGAGAUAAACUGGUGUCUGAGAGUAUGGAGACCCCAGCACCUGACACCCCUGAACAAAAUGUGAUAGACCAACCAAAAGAGGAACCCGCGAUGCCAGACCAGCAGCCCACGGCAUCCUCUACAGAGCAGCACACUCUGGAAGGGUCAGACUCCAUCUCACCGAGUCAAGAUACAGCCACCACCAGGGAAGAAUCCCUUUCUGGUGGCCCAGGUCGAAGCGCCGCUGGCCAGAAGACUAAAGAGAUCAAAAUAGCCCGACUGGAUGUGGCCAAUGUAGCUUUAGAUACGGAGAGGCUGGAACUGAAGGAGGCACACUCAACAGAGACAAGCCAAACGGUGACGACAGCAGCCGGUGGGGCCUCCUCAGAUCAGUCCAAAGAGAGCGGAACCUCGGUGCCGCGUUCCACCGUGUUCCGCAUCCCUGAGUACCGCUGGUCCCACAUGCAUCAGCGCCUCCUCACAGACUUGCUCUUUGCCAUCGAGACGGACGUGCAAGCGUGGAGGAGCCACUCCACCAAGACGGUCCUGGACUUCGUGAAUAGCAGUGACAAUAUGGUGUUUGUGCACAACAGUGUGCACCUCAUCUCGCAGGUGGUGGACAACGUGGUCAUGGCAUGUGGCGGCAUCCUCCCACUGCUCUCCGCUGCCACCUCCUCCUCUCAUGAGCUCGAGAACAUCGAGCCUUCUCAGGGCCUGACGCUUGACGCCUCCGUGGCCUUCCUGCAGCGCCUCGUCAACCUCAUGGACAUUCUAGUCUUUGCCAGCUCGCUCAACUUCGCCGAGAUCGAGGCAGAGAAAAACAUGUCGUCGGGCGGCAUCCUGCGACAGUGCCUCCGUCUUGUGUGUGCGAUGGCGGUGAGAAACUGCCUUGAGUGUCAGCAGGCUCACUUGAAGCACAACAAAGAAGCCAACACAGCCAUUCCCGGGAAAUCUUUUUCUGCACAGAGUCCUGUGGACGCGGUGACGGGCGGGAUGUCUCCUGUGCGUGACUUUGAGCGACUGUUGCAGGACAUGGACAUCAACCGCCUCAGGGCAAUCGUCUUCCGGGAUAUUGAGGACAGUAAGCAGGCUCAGUUCCUGGCUCUGGCUGUGGUCUACUUCAUCUCCGUCCUCAUGGUGUCCAAGUAUCGAGACAUCCUGGAGCCCCACAACGACAACAAGCACCCGCAGCGAUCGCAGUCGACCAGGAGCGCAGACAGCUGUGCCGGGCCGGAGACAGAGAACGGGGUCUCUCUCCACCGCUACGACUGCGGCAUCGGAGACGAGCACGCCUCUAUCGGCGCGGCCGGUGAGGCCAUGUUGUCAUCCUCUGGCAGUGCUGCUCACGGCCCAGACGCCAUCUCGGAGGCCCUGUCCACGUUGUCUUCCGAGGUCAGACCCACUGAUACCAAAGGCAAGAACGUGAAGGACAUCCUGCGCAGCCUGGUCAGCGCGCCGACUGACGAUAUCAUUGUGGACCCCGGCCUGCUGCCACCCACUUUUCUGGGGACCGUGGUGGGCGUGGGCGACGUUCCCAGGGAUUGCCUGCAGAUCCGAUCUUUUGACAGGAGUGUCGUCCUUGCGCCCAAGAAAGCGGGUGUGACGUCUCAGGUGCCCGCUGCCGCUGUCGCCAUCCCUGCUCCCCCCACCGUGCCCGCUGUGUCACCCGCUGCUGCCGUGGCCGUGGUCUCUUCUGGAGAUACAUCACAGGCCAGCGGCUCUGCAGAUGCAGCCGGCCAGGAUCCAGCUAGCGCUAGCUUGCCAUCUGUCCCGCCGCUCUCCCCUGUGACCCAGCACACGGCCCCCAAUAUGAGCAUCUCUGAGCGUCUGGAACAUGCCCUGGAGAAGGCAGCCCCCUUACUCAGAGAGAUCUUUGUGGACUUUGCCCCGUUUCUCUCCCGGACCCUGUUGGGCAGUCACGGACAGGAGCUCCUCAUCGAGGGCACGAGCUUGGUGUGCAUGAAGUCCAGCAGUUCGGUGGUAGAGCUCGUCAUGCUGCUGUGUUCACAGGAAUGGCAGAACUCCAUCCAGAAAAACGCUGGUCUGGCCUUUAUUGAGCUGGUCAACGAAGGCAGGCUGCUGAGUCACACCAUGAAGGACCACCUGGUCCGCGUGGCAAACGAAGCCGAGUUCAUCCUCAGCCGGCAGAGGGCUGAAGACAUCCACAAACAUGCAGAUUUCGAGUCCAACUGUGCUCAGUACUCGGCCGAGAAGCGUGAUGAGGAGAAAAUGUGCGACCACCUUAUCCGCGCCGCCAAGUACCGAGACCAUGUGACGGCCACGCAGCUCAUUCAGAAGAUUGUCCACAUCCUCACUGACAAACACGGAGCCUGGGGAGCCUCCUCUAUCAGCCGGCCCAGGGAGUUUUGGCGCCUGGACUACUGGGAGGACGACUUAAGACGGCGACGCCGCUUCGUCAGGAACCCCUUCGGAUCCACCCACUCGGAAGCCACGCUCAAGGCCGCUGCUGAGCACGUGGCUGGGGUCAGUGUGUCUGAAGAUGAUGUGCUGAAAGGCAAGCGGUCCAUCAAAAGUCAGGCUGUGGCCAACCAAAACUCUGACAGCGAUGCCUCUCUGGACGCCGACGACGACACGCUGUCGUCUCUGGAGGAGAAAGAGCUCGAAAACUUCACCGGCCCGGUGAACGUGAGCACGGCGGCCCAGCUGGUGGCUCCGGCGGCGGUGGUGCGAGGCACCCUGUCCAUCACCGCCUCGGAGCUUUACUUCGAGGUGGACGAGGACGAGCCGGGCUUCAAGGCCAUCGAUCCAAAGAUUUUAGCGUACACGGAAGGUCUUCAUGGCAAAUGGCUGUUCACAGAGAUCCGGGCCAUCUUUUCUAGACGUUACCUCCUCCAGAACACCGCCCUGGAGCUCUUCAUGGCCAACAGAACCGCCGUCAUGUUCAACUUCCCUGACGCCGCCACCGUCAAGAAGGUGGUCUACAGUCUUCCCCGCGUGGGCCUCGGCACCAACUUUGGCCUCCCACAGACCAGGCGUAUCUCCCUGGCCACACCAAAGCAGCUUUUCAAGGCCUCCAACAUGACUCACCGCUGGCAGCGUCGCGAGAUUUCCAACUUCGAGUAUCUCAUCUUCCUCAACACCAUCUCCGGCCGGACCUACAACGACCUGAACCAGUACCCUGUCUUCCCCUGGGUCAUCACCAACUACGAAGUGGACCAACUUGACUUGACGCUGCCCAGCAACUUUAGAGACCUGUCCAAGCCCAUCGGUGCGCUGAACCCCAAGCGGGCCGCCUUCUUUUUCGACCGCUACGAUUCGUGGGACGACGACCAGGUGCCAAAGUUCCACUAUGGCACGCAUUACUCCACCUCCGGCUUCACCCUCAUGUGGCUACUUCGCAUGGAGCCCUUUACCACGUUCUUCCUAAACUUCCAAGGAGGCAAGUUUGACCACGCCGACCGCACAUUCUCGUCGGUGUCCCGCGCAUGGAGGAACUGCCAGAGAGACACAUCAGAUGUCAAGGAGUUGAUUCCAGAGUUCUACUACCUCCCUGAGAUGUUUGUCAAUGCCAACACAUACAACCUGGGAGUGAUGGAGGACGGCAUGCCGGUCUCUGACGUAGAACUGCCCCCCUGGGCCAAGACCUCCGAGGAGUUUGUGCGAAUCAAUCGACAGGCUCUGGAGAGCGAGUUUGUGUCCUGCCAGCUCCACCAGUGGAUCGACCUGAUCUUCGGCUACAAGCAGCAGGGGCCCGAGGCCACCAGAGCCCUCAACGUCUUCUACUAUCUCACCUACGAAGGCGCCGUCAACCUCAGCUCCAUCAGCGACCCCGUGCUCAGAGAGGCUGUCGAAUCUCAAAUCCAAAGCUUCGGGCAGACCCCCUGCCAGCUACUCAUCGAGCCACACACACCCCGAAGCUCGGCCAUGCAAGUGUAUCUUCUCCUGCAGACCCCGCUGAUGUUCACGGAGCAAAUGCAGCAGGACGUCAUCAUGGUGCUCAAGUUCCCGUCCAACUCGCCCGUGAGCCACGUGGCCGCCAACACGCAGCCGGGCCUGGCGGCGCCCGCCGUCAUCACCGUCACCGCCAGCCGUGUCUUCGCCGUCAACAAGUGGCACGGCCUGGCAGGUCAUCCCAGCUCGGCGGUGCAGCAGCAGGAGCAGCAAUACCAACUUCCUGUGGAGAUUGACCCUCUCGUUGCCAGCAACAUGGGCACCCACCGGCGGCAGAUCUCUGACCUCCUGGACCAAAGCAUCCAGAUCAGCUCGCAGUGUUUUGUCGUGACGGCCGACAAUCGCUUCAUCCUGCUCUGCGGAUUCUGGGACAAGAGCUUCCGGAUCUACUCCACGGACACGGGCAAGUUGACUCAGAUCGUGUUCGGUCACCGCGACGUGGUGACGUGUCUGGCGCGAUCCGAGUCGUACAUCGGUGGCGACUGCUACGUGCUGUCAGGCUCCCGUGACGCCACCCUGCUGCUGUGGUACUGGAACGGCAAGUUCAGCAGCAUCGGAGAGAGCGUCGCCACAGGCAUCACGACGCCUCGUGCCAUCCUGACGGGUCACGACUGCGAGGUGACGUGCGCGUGCGUGUGCGCCGAGUUGGGUGUGGUGAUCAGCGCGUGCAAAGAGGGUCCGUGCCUGAUCCACUCCAUGAACGGCGACCUGCUGCGGACCCUGGAGGGCCCGGAGGCGUGCGAGCGGCCCCGUCUCAUCCAGGCGUCGGCCGAGGGCCACUGCGUCAUCUACUACGACAAAGGUCGCUUUGGAGUCUUCAGUGUCAAUGGGAAGCUGCUGGGACACAUGCAGGUGGAGGACAGCAUCAAGGCGAUGCUGCUGAGUCGUGACGGUCAGUAUCUGCUGACGGGCGGCGACGGCGGCGUCAUCUCCGUGCUUCAGGUUCACGACCUCAAGACGCUGUUUGCCUACCCGGGCUGCGACGCGGGCAUCCGCUCCAUGGCCAUGUCACAUGACCAAAGGUGCAUUAUCACGGGCAUGGCGUCAGGCAGCAUCGUGCUCUUCUACAACGACUUCAACAGGUGGCACCACGAGUACCAGACCAGGUACUGAUCCCAACAACCUGACCAACAAACCAAAAUCCUCUCGGCGGCGCUGUGUGGAGUCCGCUCUGAAUGUAUCCCGGCAAGAAGUUAUUUUUCAAAACCACCGCGCGCGCGCACACACACACACACAUAUAUAUAUAUAUAUAUAUAUAUAUAUAUAUAUAUAUAUAUAUAUAUUUUUUUUUUUUGUAGACAACAAUGAAGUAACUUUCAUAUUGAUCUUUUUUGGGUGGGAGCGUGGUUAUCGUGUGGUUUAAAAACAAAUCUAUUUUUAGCUGUAAGAGUCUAUUUUCUUCUUCCUUUUCAUCUUCACGCAUAACAAUCCAAAUAUUUACUGCGUACUUUAGGGUGAAUGUUGUACUUGGUAUGCGUGUUUUGGGGUUUAAUUAUGAAGUUGCUGAAUUUUCAAUAAUUGCUUAUCGAGGGGGAUUUAUACAAAUAUGUAUAUAAAUAUAUCUAUCUAUACAUCUAUAAAGGUAUAGAUGUAGAUAUAUAGCUAUACACAGUUUAACUUUAAUCUUCCAUAUUUAAAAACGUCCAUUGGCUUCUCUGUACUUUUUUGUGUGUGUGUACCUGGCACAAAAAAAGCUCGGCGACUGACGUUAGCGGCGCUUUUCCGUGUCUCGUGACCACAUCCAAUCAAUCGUCACGAAGAUGACUUUAAACUGACAUCCAAUGUUUGUUUUUCUGUUGUUGUUGUUUUUUCUGUGUAUGCGUGCAGAAUUCUGACAAAUAAAUUGAAUUUUCUAACAUCAA